Fonsecaea erecta is the source of this 438-nucleotide messenger RNA. RefSeq lists its product as hypothetical. The coding region runs from base 1 to 438 and encodes 145 amino acids. Lineage: Eukaryota; Fungi; Ascomycota; Eurotiomycetes; Chaetothyriales; Herpotrichiellaceae. The transcript has 2 exons. Gene Ontology annotation, molecular function: 7S RNA binding; endoplasmic reticulum signal sequence receptor activity. Gene Ontology annotation, biological process: SRP-dependent cotranslational protein targeting to membrane. Gene Ontology annotation, cellular component: signal recognition particle, endoplasmic reticulum targeting. The record is from RefSeq and is a predicted model, not a curated record.
AUGUCGCAGGAACGUCUGAGCAACGACGAGUUCCUCUCCCGCCUCACCACCCUCCUCUCGUCCACACACGCCGCAACCCACGGCUCGGUCUAUCUCACACAAAAGCCCUUGACACCCACAGACGACCAAGCGACCUCGGCUUCCCCGCCACCCUCACAGGUCCUGAUCCGCGCCUCGAAUGGCCUCUCCAAGCAACACCGGUUGGCGGCCAAGAAGGCCAAGGCUGGCGACACGAAGAAGGAGAAGGUGAAGUUUGCAACAGUGGUCGAGAUGUCGGAGCUGGAGGGGUUCUACACCAAGUAUGCUGAGACUUGUAAGAAGGGGAUGGAGGGGCUGAGGAAGCGGGACAAGAAGAAGGCCAAAGAGAAGGCCAAGGCGAAGAAGAAGGGGAAGGCUGGUGCUGGUGCUGGCGCUGGGGAGAAGGCUUCGGGGUCGUGA